GAGAUAACAUUAUUUUGCCUGGCUUUCUUUAACAGGAAGGUCAAGGCCAUCUGUACUCAUCCACAACCAGUACUCAAACAAUGAAUCACCUCUUGGAACCACCAUUUCUGGUUUGGCUGUGGUAAAGCAAAAGGAUACGAAGAGGAAAGGCUGAAGACAAUCAAUGGAUGUUUGGGCAGUUGUCUCUCUAGUCAUAAGGAAACUUACUGACCUGCUCAUUCAAGAAUCAAACAUCUUCAAAGAGGCGAUAGAUGAGGUGGAGCAAGUCAGAGUAAGUCUAAGACAGAUGAAGAACUUCUUCACAGAUGCAGAAGAUAAGAAAGAACGCGGUGACGCCGUUAUGAAGUGUAUGGAAGAAUUUCUUGCUCUUGUUUACAAUGCAGAGGAUGCCAUUGAAACAUUUGUCCUGCAGAGAAUGCAUAGCAGGAGAAUCAACUUCCCUAGGAAGUACAUUUGCAUCCACAAGAAGUUGAGGCAUGGUGCAGACCUUCAUAAUGAGGUACAGAAUAUCAACGAGAAGAUUGAGGAGAUCAAGAUAAGGAUCCAGAAGAUCAAGGAGGAAAAGCCUGGCUCAAGUUAUCAAGAUGAAGGGCCAACACAAAAUCAGCAAAACAGUCAAAGCCAUUCUAUGGAUGAAAAAUCAUACAACUUUGGCUUCGAAGAGGCCAAAAGCAAGCUAGUGACCAGGCUAAUUGACACUUCAUUCCGAGGUCUUCCCUUCAUCUCAAUCGUAGGUGUGGGUGGCUCUGGCAAGACUGCCCUUGCAAGGACAAUAUAUAACAGCAGUGAGAUUAUAGGUCAUUUUGCUUGCCGUGCAUGGGUUUCUGCCUCUAAGAACCUAAGAGAUGUCUUGCUGAGCAUUUUGGAGCAGAUGGGCAUUUUAAUAGUUGAUGAGAAAGCCACUGAUGAAGAAUUGGUAGCCAAGAUCCGUGAGAAUUUGCAGAAUAAAAAGUUUCUGGUUGUGUUGGAUGAUGUGCAGUCACUCGAAGUUUUGAAAGGCCUGCGUGUUGCCUUUUCAAAAGAAACUGUUGGUAGCAAGGUGCUGUUGACUACUAUGGAUGAAAAAUUAGACAUCGAAGAGGCCAAAAGCAAGCUAGUGACCAGUCUAACUAACACUUCAUUCCGAGGUCUUCCCUUCAUCUCAAUCGUAGGUGUGGGUGGCUCUGGCAAGACUGCCCUUGCAAGGACAAUAUAUAACAGCAGUGAGAUUAUAGGUCAUUUUGAUUGCCGUGCAAGGGUUUCUGCCUCUGAGAACCUAAGAGAUGCCUUGCUGAGCAUUUUGGAGCAGAUGGGUUUAAUAGUUGAUGAGAAAGCCACUGAUGAAGAAUUGGUAGCCAAGAUCCGUGAGAAUUUGCAGAAUAAAAAGUUUCUGGUUGUGUUGGAUGAUGUGCAGUCGCUCAAAGUUUCGAAAGGCCUGCGCGUUGCCUUUUCAAAAGAAACUGUUACUAGCAAGGUGCUGUUGACUACCAGAAACGUAAACAUAGCUAGGUUUGCAAAUCCAAGUCGACCGCCUUAUCAACUCAUGCCACUAAACGAUGAAGACACAUGGAAAUUGUUUCUGAAACAUGUACACUUACCGGAUGACGUUCAGUUCUAUGAUUCGGAAGUAGUGAGCAAGCUUAGGAGAAAAAUCAUAACAACAUGCAAGGGCUUACCUUUGACAAUCAUACUACUCGGAGGUCUUCUGUCUACAAAAACUGCCAGCUAUAAGGAAUGGCUGAAAGUUCUUGACCAUCCAAGUUGGAAUGUUGAUAUUCAUAAAGAUUUUUCUUAUUCUUGUCAGCCUAGCCGUAAGUUUUUUCAGGGUAAUGAAAAUGUUGAGGUCUCAAAAAUCUUGGCCUUGAAAUAUGAUUCUCUGCCCUUCCACUUGAGGCCUUGCCUACUUUAUCUUGGGCUUUUCCCAAAAGGAUACAAAAUCCCUGUGAGGAGGUUAUUGCGUUUAUGGCUUGCAGAAGGCUUUGUAGAGCACUCACGAGACGAGACUCCAGAGGAUAUGGUGGAAGAGUAUCUGGACGAACUUCUAAACCAGAAAAUGAUUGAAAUAAUAAGGAGGAAAGAUGGGAGUCCCAAGAUAUGCGUUAUUCGUGAAGAGCUACACGAUAUCAUCUUGUCAAAAGCAAAAUAUGUUAGCCUUUUCCACAUCCAUAGAAUAAUGUCAGAGGAGGAAAAAAAUGAUUCUCCCAAGUCAGAUAAGGAAACAAAUGAUUCUCCUAUGCCCAGUGUUCGUCGAGUUGCUGGACAUGGAGACAUCAUAGACUAUCCAUGUAACGAAUCGUCAUACAUUCGACAUCUACGCUCUUACUUGUCCUUCAAUAUUCAAAAGAAAGAUAUACCUGCAAAGGAAAUAAGGAACUUUCUCAGCAAUGUCAUUGGUCAUCGAGGCUUUGGACUACUCAGGGUGCUUGAUCUAGAGCGUGUUUACAAACCUCAAUUGCCCGAGAAUCUGGAGAAACUGUUUCAAUUAAGGUACUUGGGAUUAAGGUGGACCUUCUUGGAUACCCUUCCCCACUCUGUUGGUGAGCUGCCCUACCUUGAGACCUUGGAUGUGAAGCACACCUAUAUCAGUUCUCUACCGAAUUCUAUUUGGAAGAUGAAACACCUGCGACAUCUAUGUCUGAAUGAAAUACGCCUUGAUAUGUCUGUGCAAAAACAUCGCUGUUCUCUUACUCGGCUCCAGACAUUCUGGGGAUUAUUUGUGGACAAUAAGAGUCCGGUGAAGAAUGUUUUGAAUAGGUUGACAAGUCUCAGGAAACUAGGUCUGACAUAUCAUCUUGACUCCAUUGAAGAAUUAAAUGAGUGGAUUGCAAGAUUAUCAAGUCUUCAAUCUUUGAGGUUAAGAUCCAAGGAUGAAAAUGGUCGGCCUUCAGAGCUUGCAUUAAAGCCUCUGUCAAGCCUUGAGAAUCUCACUCACUUGUAUUUGCUCGGAAACUUACCAAAGCUAUAUGAUGGAAAUGAAUUCCCCCCGAGACUUAGAGUUCUUACUCUGUCAGUUUCAAAGCUGACAAAAGAUCCCAUGCCAAUCCUAGCGCAGUUGCCAAGCCUUUCUGUCCUGAGGCUGUUGGCUGAUUCCUACACCGGGAAGAAGAUGUUGUGCCCUCGUGAAGGCUUCGGUAAACUUCAAAUUCUGCACCUCUGGAUGCUAAAGGAAUUGGAAGAGUGGACAGUGGAGGAAGAAGCAAUGCAAAAUCUCCGAGAAAUAGAAAUCCGAUGUUGUCAUGAGCUAAACGAGAUUCCGGAUAGGUUGCUAAAUCUGAGCACCAUUGAGAAAAUAGUUUUAACGAACAUGCCAGAGGAAUUUGCAGGCAAUGUUCAAGCCGACAAGCACAAGAAACUAAUCAUCACCAAAACUCUGCAGUUCUGACAGGGAUGCCAUUCGUUAUGGGGGCAAUGUAAAACAGACCAGUUUGGCACGUAGUUGGGGCACUCAUAUAUUUGCUAGGAGGAGAUAUAUGGCCAGUCUAAUUAAAAGCACAGAAAACAACCCGAGUCAAGGAACGGCCACCUGAACACCAGUUCGGUAAUUGGUGGUGGUGUUGUUUUUGUUCAUUCCACUGUCGUUGUGUCGCCCCAGUUGUUAAGAGAGGGCUGUAUCAUGUGCUUGUAUCAGACUUACUAUCUGUAGGCGUUGUAUCAACGCUAAAACACGUCGACAUAUAUAGUCAUUCAAAGUUUCAAGCUUGUAGAUUUGGACAAAUACUCGAUUCAUAUGAGACUAAAAUUUGCUGUU
Juglans microcarpa x Juglans regia is the source of this 3727-nucleotide messenger RNA. Its product is annotated as putative disease resistance RPP13-like protein 3. The coding region runs from base 164 to 3361 and encodes 1065 amino acids. The transcript has 2 exons. The record is from RefSeq and is a predicted model, not a curated record. Gene Ontology annotation, biological process: defense response to other organism. NCBI's taxonomy places the organism in Eukaryota, Viridiplantae, Streptophyta, Magnoliopsida, Fagales, Juglandaceae. Gene Ontology annotation, molecular function: ATP hydrolysis activity; ADP binding.